This is a messenger RNA of Oryza sativa Japonica Group (Japanese rice), 1408 nucleotides long. RefSeq names its product glyoxylate/hydroxypyruvate/pyruvate reductase 2KGR. Lineage: Eukaryota; Viridiplantae; Streptophyta; Magnoliopsida; Poales; Poaceae. Gene Ontology annotation, cellular component: cytosol. The record is from RefSeq and is a predicted model, not a curated record. Gene Ontology annotation, molecular function: glyoxylate reductase (NADPH) activity; hydroxypyruvate reductase [NAD(P)H] activity; NAD binding.
UCUUCCGAUGAGGAAUUAGUUAGCUCUCGAACAGUAGUACGAGAUUUGUGCAAGUUGUGGUCCUGUCGUCAUCCUGUGGAGUUGUGGUGAGUGUUUGACGAAUUUUUUUUUUUUUUGGCGGCUCGAUUGCAACCCGCGGCCCGCAACAAAUCCGACGCCAAAUCGGACACGGCCGGCGACUCCGGCGACCCACCACCACACACCAAUCCUCCUCCUCCUCAUCGCCGCCUGCGACGGCGAGGCGGCGAGCGAUGGAUUCCCUGGGCGUGCUGCUGGUGGCGCCGAUGAACGCCUACCUGGAGCAGGAGCUGGACCGGCGGUGCCGCCUCUUCCGCCUCUGGGAGUCCCCCGCCGACCGCCGCGACGACUACCUCCGCGCCCACGCCUCCUCCAUCCGCGCCGUCGUCCCCUACGCCCUCCAGGGCGUCGACGCCGCCAUGAUCGACGCCCUCCCCUCCCUCGAGAUCGUCUCCUCCUUCUCCGUCGGCAUCGACCGCGUCGACCUCGACGCGUGCCUCCGCCGCGGGGUCCGCGUCACCAACACCCCCGACGUCCUCACCGACGACGUCGCCGACCUCGCCGUGGGGCUCGCCAUCGCCGCGCUCCGCAAGAUCCCCCAGGCCGACCGCUACGUCCGCGCCGGCAAGUGGAAGUCCAAGGGCGACUUCACGCUCACCACUCGGUUCAGUGGUAAAAGAGUUGGUAUUCUGGGGCUUGGCAGGAUAGGCUUAGCCGUAGCAAAAAGAGCUGAGGCAUUUGAUUGCCCAAUCAGCUAUCAUUCAAGAUCAGAGAAACCAUUUCCAAAGUACAAAUUUUAUCCAAAUGUUGUUGACCUGGCAGCCAACUGUGAUGUGCUAGUCGUAGCAUGCUCACUUAAUCCAGAGACCCGUCACAUUGUAAACCGUAAGGUCAUUGAUGCACUAGGACCAGAGGGAGUGCUCAUAAACAUUGCUCGUGGAGCACAUGUGGAUGAACCUGAGCUUAUAUCCGCGCUUCUUGAGAAACGCUUGGGAGGAGCAGGCCUUGAUGUGUUUGAGGAUGAACCCUUUGCUCCAGAGCAGCUUUUUGAGUUAGAUAAUGUUGUCUUAGUGCCUCAUGUGGGGAGUGACACAGAAGAAACAUGCUGGGCAAUGGCUGAUCUAGUUCUACAAAAUUUAGAGGCACAUGCAUUGAAUCAGCCUUUACUCACUCCAGUCAUCUGAUUGUUUCUGUUAGAAGUCUGGGAUGAUUGUGCCACCACUACUACAUUCUGUAAUCCCAAUUAGUUUUCUAUCUUCUGUUUAUUAGUUCUUCAUUUUACCCAUCAUUAGGGACAUAUGCCACUCUUUUGUAAGACAUCAUUUUAUCGGCCUUAUGGCUGUCAUUCAAUCAACCAUGACAAAUAAGAUGAUCAGUUCCAGAAGUUGAA